ACGCGGACAAGCGUAUCGCGUGAGAUUAGGAAAAGUCAUACAAGCACACUAUUCCGCCUGAAAUUUUCUAAUGUCAUUCUAAAUUUUAAUUUCGUUGGAAAAAUCCUCACGAAUCCAUCAUCCCUACUUCCAGAAAUUUUUUUUUUUCUUUCAUUUUCUAUUCCUACAAACAGAUUUCUGGAGAAAGAGAGAGAAAAGAGGAGAGAGAGAGAGAGAGAUUAAGUGCUUAUAUUUUUUAAUUAAUUAUUGGAAUGAAUACUAAUCAAUAGUAGACGGGGCAUCGUUGUAGAUCUCUCUGAAAGCGGCGAUCUCUUACUCUUCUUCCCUUUCUUCUUCGAUGCGUUUCUUUCUCUCUGGAGGACUCCGUACCUGCAUUUGACCACAGGUUUGCAGAAACAAAUAGGAGCAAAGGGCUGUUCUACUUGUUAUGCCUAGCCCAGUUUUCUUGUAGAAACAGCUUUGAUUUUGGUAUCAGUGGUUGGAGAAUCUGGAGAGUUAGAAUGCUGCUCUGAAAGAAUGUUGCGAUGCCUUUGUUCUAAAUGAAGACAGCUCGUGCAUGGCAGCUAGGCAUAAGAGAUAUGCUCAUCAUGUCUGGAUCACGCCACCGACCACCUUUAAAGAGGCCAAUAUGGAUUAUUGUAUUGGUUUCUUUAGUGAGCAUUUUUCUGAUUUGUGCUUAUCUGUCCCAAAGCCAUGCCGCCUGCUAUUUAUAUUCUUCUGGUGAUUGUAAUAUGUUCGAGAAGACACCAAUUGUUCCUUCUAGGGAAUUGACUGAUGAUGAGAUUGCAGCAAAGGUUGUUAUUACGGAAAUUCUGAAGACACCUCCUCUUCAAUCAAAGAACCCUAAAAUUGCUUUUAUGUUUUUGACUCCGGGCACAUUACCUUUUGAAAGGCUGUGGGAUAAGUUUCUUCGUGGCCAUGAGGGCAGAUUCUCCAUUUAUAUACAUGCAUCUAGCGAAAAGCCAGUACACGUGAGUCGUUAUUUUCGUGAUCGAGAAAUUCGCAGUGAUAAGGUUGUUUGGGGAAAAAUUUCCAUGGUUGAUGCAGAGAAGAGACUUCUAGGAAAUGCUUUGUCUGACCCUGAUAACCAGCAUUUUGUCUUGCUCUCUGAUAGCUGUGUACCACUGCAUAACUUUGAUUAUGUGUAUAACUAUCUGAUGUACACAAAUGUCAGCUUUAUUGAUUGUUUUGAGGAUCCUGGUCCACAUGGAAGCGGUAGGUAUAUAGAGCACAUGUUGCCUGAAGUUGAAAAGAGGGAUUUCCGUAAGGGUGCUCAGUGGUUCUCCAUGAAGCGACAGCAUGCUUUAAUUGUUAUGGCAGACAGUCUUUAUUACACAAAAUUUAAACUUUAUUGCAAGCCAGGUAUGGAAGGGCGAAAUUGUUAUGCCGAUGAACAUUACUUGCCAACCUUUUUCCAUAUGAUUGAUCCUACUGGAAUUGCAAACUGGUCAGUAACACAUGUUGAUUGGUCUGAAGGAAAGUGGCAUCCAAAAGCAUACAGGGCUCAAGAUGUUACCUAUGAACUCAUGAAGAACAUCACAUCUAUCGACAAGUCUGUGCACGUUACAAGCAACGAAAAGAAAAAAGUAAUGGUGGACCCUUGCUUAUGGAACGGAAUGAGACGGCCUUGUUAUUUAUUUGCAAGAAAAUUUUUUCCCGAAGCUCUUCCUAACUUGAUGCAUCUUUUCUCCAAUUACACAACAGUUUGAGUCGUAUAGUAUCGCUAUUCUUUCUCUGAUUCGCACAUUAUUUGCCCCUCUCUCACUUCGGCCCUCAGCCUUAUUUUACAAUGCUGCGAAGUGCCACAUUACUGAAUAGAUGUUGCCCCCUUGGAAGGAGAUUACGAAAGGGUAAAAUCUUCUGUUAAGCAAUCAGAUCUCCCAAAGGAUGUUCGUCGCUGCCAGGUCCUGUUUAGCUUACUGUUUUGCAGAUUUUACUGCUUUUUUUCUUCUGUCCCCCUAUUUGUGGGGCUAGUGGUUUUCAUUUUCUGAAGCACAGAAAUUUUGAUGUUUGGUAUAAAUCCAUUUUUAGGUCUUAUUUUUUGUCCUCA
Messenger RNA from Malania oleifera, 2050 nucleotides. RefSeq names its product glycosyltransferase BC10. Gene Ontology annotation, molecular function: glycosyltransferase activity. The record is from RefSeq and is a predicted model, not a curated record. Bases 540 to 1709 code for a protein of 389 amino acids. Lineage: Eukaryota; Viridiplantae; Streptophyta; Magnoliopsida; Santalales; Ximeniaceae. The transcript has 12 exons. Gene Ontology annotation, cellular component: membrane.